This is a messenger RNA of Alosa sapidissima (American shad), 4199 nucleotides long. Its product is annotated as retina and anterior neural fold homeobox protein 2. The record is from RefSeq and is a predicted model, not a curated record. Gene Ontology annotation, biological process: regulation of transcription by RNA polymerase II. Bases 759 to 1451 code for a protein of 230 amino acids. The transcript is spliced from 4 exons. Gene Ontology annotation, molecular function: RNA polymerase II transcription regulatory region sequence-specific DNA binding; DNA-binding transcription factor activity, RNA polymerase II-specific. Lineage: Eukaryota; Metazoa; Chordata; Actinopteri; Clupeiformes; Clupeidae.
ACCAACCCCAAAAUCAGUCUGCCAACCUGCCCCGCCCACAUUAGGUCAAACUUUUUUGCACAAAUGCUGUUAGCCUGCUAAUAUCAGUCACCUCAGGUUUUCAAACUUCAUUUAAAUUAUAGAUGAGUCCCCUAGCAAUCAAUUAUAAUCUAUCUUUUUUUUUAUAUCCCUAACUAUUACCCUUCUAGGAUGUAUUUAGUGGGAGGUGCAUAUUCUAAGUUUUGACAAAAUUAAAAAAAAGUUGUUCUCACCUAAAGGGUGAUUUUAGUGUUGGAAUUUUGUUGCAGCUCCCUCUAGUAGCCUGGAUAUUAACAGUGUUUCAACCUGCCCCUGUUCCAAACAGCCCUGGUCUCCCCUAUUUUUCUAGGAACUGUAUUUAUCUAGGAAUUUUAUUUUUCUAGGAAUCGUUCAAACUUUGGAUGUACUUGGUCACCCAAUACUCUAUUUUUACCUGUGCACACACUUAUCAACAUAGGAAACCAUUGCACCAAUUAAGUGAAGAUAGAGUCAGAUAACCCUACAUGGGAGCAUCUACGCACAGGCAAGUCAGCAUUUAUGGGUCUCUGUAGUUAUACAGUAAACCUACCCCUCCUUCUAAUGAUCUUAAUGAUCUGUACAGGUCAGCACACUCUCUGACGCUUGAGGCUCCUGUUUUCUGAUGAAGAGAAAACUACAGAAAACUUUCAGACCACAGUUAGAGUGACUGCAGGUGUACAGGGAGAGAAGGACAUACAGCGAACAAGAUAUAUUCAUACUGGAUGAGCAUCAAAUCUGAAGACGGUGAAUAUCCCAUGAAGGACCUUGGUGCAAAGAUGGAGAUCAGAGGAGUGAAUGGACGGUCCUCUAAGCUGCCCAAAACUCUGUCCCACUCCAUUGAGGAGAUCCUGAAGAAACCAUGCAGACUUUCGGAUCCAGGGAUACCAUCACUGACAGACUAUGGAACUACAGAUGUGGAAAAAAAGACGAAUGAUAAAUCUCAGAAACUAAAAAAGUGUACAGGGCAUCAGGUGAGCCACCGACGGAUACGGACAGCCUUCACGCCAGCUCAGCUGGAGGUGCUGGAGAAGGCGUUCCAGGAAACACUGUACCCGGACGUCCACACCAGGGACCAAUUGGCCUCCCGCACACAGCUGUCCGAUGGCAGAGUUCAGAUCUGGUUCCAGAAUCGACGAGCGAAAUGGAGAAAGAGUGAGGCCCAAGUCCACACCAGAAGUGCACCCACAUUACCGUCGGAGCACAUCCUACCUCUGUGUCCUCUCACUGGACCUGGGCACCAGCUGUUCCACCCCCCACAGCAAGUGCAUAAGCACUUCCUGCUUGAGACAUCUCCUCCACCUCUCAUUGGCUCAUCCUUCUGCACCUCACUGAAGUUCUACCCCUGCCGAGCAUCAGGCAUGCUACUCGCUCAGACUCCAUACCGUCCCUUUAUCUCAAAACAUAUAUACAGCUGACAGCUGACAAACCGAUCUCAUCUUCAACCGCAUCUUUGUUUUUGUAUAAUGUGAGUUGUUUGUAAAUAUGGUAAUGCAAUGUAAUAUUUUUUUUUUAGAAUACAAAUAAUAAAUUAGUGUUAUGUAUUGAUUGUAUUUAGUCACACACUGCAUGUAUGAGAUGCUUCAUACAGUAAUUAUCUGAAGAAGCUUUAUAAAGUUACAGUUUAUAUUAAUUUUCUUGCUGAUUCUAGCUGAAAUUCAAUUGAGCUGUAGCUGUUUCUGAACCAAACUCAGUUCCACUAUACUACAUGCAAUUUAGGAUUGAACUUAUUUUUAGAGUAGAAGAUGACAGAUGUGAAAGUAGGCUGUCUGAUCAAUUCUCUUCAGGGCAGUCUAGGAAGUGGUGAUACUGAUUGUAGCUUGGAUGUGGUAACAGGGGUGAAGAUAAGUUCAGUUAGGUGUGUGUGUGUGUGUGUGUGUGUGUGUGUGUGUGUGUGACAAGCCCAGGUAUUACUAAUGACAUUAAGUCUGAUUCUGCUACACUUAAAUUGAACAGAGACUUCAUUAACCAUUACCACACAUUCUGCAAAUAUGUGAGGUGAAGUGUGCAUAAGUAUUCCUCUGUGUGUAUGUAACUGGGUGGAAAUAAUCUCUUCCAUCCCUCUUCUAGACCUGGCACUCAAGUAGUACUUAUUACUGCGCUAACAUGUCAUGUCCUUGUUACACUGUACUUUGGUUGUUUUUGUUUCUGAAGUUUGAUUGUUAUUGUCUUUGAAGUCGCUUUAGAUAAAAGUGUCAGUUAAAUUACAAAAUGAAUGCAAAUAUAAAUAUUUGUCUACAUUUAGUUAAACUCAGGACCUUACAUCUAUUGUAAACUGGCUUGCUAUACACAAAUGUCCCAACUGCAAUUAAUGUUAUCUCAUGUCAGGAUAAGGAUAAUUUUAUUGCUUGUUAUGCUUAUAAGUGGAACAUUUCGUUGAGAUCCCUAAUUAUCGCUGAAUUUUUUUAUUGCCCUUUCAACGAUAUAUUGAAGCCUUAUCUUAAUUUGGCCGAGGUCAUUCUUCGGUCGGCAGGUUACACAUAGGGUAAAUAGUGGAACAGUCAUCCAUAUUCCUGAAAUAGACGGACCUUGUCAGCUAUAACUACUGAUAAUCAGAUGAUUUUCUUCAGACAAACAGGCAUUGGUUUCACCAUAGUAUACUUUUCAGUUCAUAGAUGCGUUCAGUUCAUAGAUUGAGUUCUUCAAUAAUCUUCAGUAAGGCAAAUACCGAGAAUGUAUACACGAAAUAAGAGGGUAUGCAUGGUAGCCCUUUCCCAAAAAAUCUUUUACCGUUUAUUAAACAUAGUCUGCCUUUGCUUUUAAUGUAGUAUGUUAUCUCGAUGUAGGCUAACGUAUUCCUCAUAGUGUGUGGUAGUUGUGAUUGCAGUUGUGUUACCCUGUCAUGGUUGCUGACAUUAUAUCUUAGCUAACAGAAAACUUAAAAUGGAGAGCCAAAUGCACACAGAAUUGAAAAGAGAAAACAAAAAAACAUAAUUCUCCUUCUACUUAUGCAAUCAGAGUCCUGCAAUUUAAGUUUAGAAUUAUCUUAUUGGGUGAAUACUUCAGAAAUAUAUUGUCAACCUUUACUGUGUUGAGUCAAUGGUUUCAAGACUACCUCUCUGAUAGAACACAGUGUAUAGAUGUGUAAGGGUGUAGAUAAGAAGGUUGGGCUAAUGGUAAAAGGUAGUUUGGAGUUGAGGAGUUGGACAGCCACAGGCACAAAGGUUGCCUGCCUCCUCUUUGUUCUGCUGCACAGGCUGCAGAGUCAUCAUCUGAGGGAGAGGCAUUUAAAGGAAUGGAACAGGGCAUGUGAGGGGUCAUAUAAAAUCCUGCCAGCCAGCCUGAUCAUCUGCUGCUAGCACAUAGAAGAAUUAUUCAUUACUUAUGCGCUGUCUGUAGAGCAAGUCAUAUCAAAUCUUCCAUGUGUAUUUGACUGUGUGCAGAAAUACUUGAAAAAUCUGAAAUUGGUUCCUAAUGAAUCAAAACCUAAAUUUAUGAUAUUUACUAGAUCAAGAAAUUCUGAUCUUAGUGUUUAUUUGUUACCUGAAUGGGACCCAAAUUGAGCAAAUUUCUCAUUACAAAUAUCUAAGUGCAUGACACACAUGCUUGAAGUAACAAAGAAGGUGAAAAAUAAAUUAGGAUACAGGAUCAGGACUUGCUUCUCUCUAGAAAACAGAAUGACCAUUGUUCAAUCAUCUAUAACAUCAGGCUAUGGUGAUAUUGUGUGUAAAGGCAGUGCCCUCCACAUUGAAAUUACUAGACGAAGUUUACCACAGCACUCUUCACUUUAUUACUUGGGAUGAUUUUAGAACUUAUCAUUGUAAACUUUACGAGAAUGUGGGAUGGUGGGAAAAACACUGCCUCCUUUUUGUUUAUGACAAGUUAACUUUCUACCUUACUUCUCUUCUAUAAAUUAAAUCAAUUUGUAUUCUCACUCACAGGGAUUUAUAUCCCCUGAACUUCCUCAGAUCAAAUCUGAGUUUGGAAGAUGUGCUUUUCAUUUUUUGCACACAAUAAAUGGAACAAAUUACAAGAGGUAUUCAAAUUAGACCAGUUUGUGUCAGAAGACAAAUGUAAGGGUAUGAUAGACAAUAUGGUUUUACAACUGUUUUAUUUAAGUUUCAAAUUAGAUGUGUUGUUGUUUGUUUGUUAUUUGAUUGUUGUAUGAUUGUGAACUCAGGGGGUUGCUGAAAAAUCUUGCCUGAAUAAACAAUGGUUGAUGAUGA